Molecule: messenger RNA, 498 nt
Organism: Arabis nemorensis
Lineage: Eukaryota; Viridiplantae; Streptophyta; Magnoliopsida; Brassicales; Brassicaceae
Source: the annotation of a GenBank genome assembly
AUGAAGAUGACGACGAGAGUUGGUUUAGCUCUAUGCGUCGUCGUUUUGUGUGUCGGAAUCGGUGCUUUGGUUCUUCAUUUCGUCGAGGGAUUGGAGUUCGUUGAUUCGGUUUACGUAUCGGUUAUGUCGGUGACGACGGUUGGUUACGGUGGUUUCAAGACGGUCCAAGGGGGGCUUUUCGCGGCGGUUUGGAUUCUAGUUUCGACUCUCGCGGUGUUGCGUCCGUUUUUGUAUUUGGCGGCGUUGAGAAUCGAUCGCGGGAAUCGGAAAGCUGUGAAGUCGGCGUUGGAUAGAGAAAUCACCGUGGAGGAUUUGCUCGCGGCUGAUACCUAUAAACAUGGUUUCAUCAGUAAAUCAGAGUAUAUUGUGGUGAAGCUUAAAGAAAUGGGGAAGAUCCGUGAUAUAGAUAUUAACAAAGUUGUUAAUCAGUUUGAUAAACUUGAUCCUAAUAGUUUGGGGAAAAUCACAUUACCUGAUCUUUUGGGGGCUCUUUUGUGA